UUCACCGGCCCGCCCCGUCCGUCCUCCCGCCGGCCUCCCCGGGGCUCCCGACCUUCCGCUUAACGCUCCGCCGGCCUUCGGAUUUCCCCCUCCCCAUCGCCGGCUUUGGGAAGGAGGAGCGCUCCCCGUCCGGCCGGCCGGCCGGCCGUCUGUCCCUCCCGCGAUACAACUGACCACUGCUUGAAUGGAAUUCUAAGAGUGCCCAAACACUUACAAAAAUGGAGUCGUCAUCCCUGCUUUCAUCUUUAAAUGAUGAAUGCAAAUCAGAUAAUUACAUCGAACCUCAUUAUAAGGAAUGGUACCGCGUUGCUGUCGAUACCUUGAUUGAAAGCGGGUUAGAAGCAUACCAUGAAUUUCUUGUCCAAGAGAGGUUUGCAGAGUUCCUAGCCGAGGAGGAAAUUAAUUACAUCUUGAACAAUGCUAAGAAAUUUGCCCAAAGUACAGGGCAUGCCUCUGAUAGUUCUUGUGAUGAUACUUCUUCGUCGGGAACUUACUGGCCUAUGGAGUCUGAUGUCGAAGCUCCGAACCUUGAUCUCGGUUGGCCGUAUGUGAUGCCUGGGCUUUCUGGCAGCACGCACAUCGACCUGCUUUUCCAUCCACCACGAGCACACCUUCUCACAAUUAAGGAGACGAUUCGGAAGAUGAUCAAAGAAGCAAGAAAGGUCAUUGCAAUCGUAAUGGAUAUAUUUACUGACGUGGACAUCUUCAAAGAGAUCAUUGAGGCCUCAACUAGAGGGAUUUCAGUCUAUCUUCUGCUUGAUGAUUCCAACUUCAGUCACUUUCUAGGCAUGGCUGAAAAACAGGGAUGUCAAAUUCAGAGACUCAGGAACAUCAGAGUACGGACAGUGAAAGGCCAAGAUUACCUUUCUAAAACAGGAGCAAAGUUUUAUGGGAAAAUGCAGCAGAAGUUUCUUCUAGUUGAUUGUCAGAAAGUCAUGUAUGGCUCCUACAGCUACAUGUGGUCAUUUGAAAAAGCCCAUCUCAGCAUGGUUCAGAUAAUCACUGGACAGUUGGUUGAAUCCUUCGAUGAAGAGUUCCGAACCCUCUAUGCCAGAUCCUGUGUUCCUACUCCCUUUGCUCAAGAAGAAUCUGUGAGAGUAAAAAAUGGAAAGAGGCUCUGGGAGAAUGGCAGCUACCAGCGUUCAGUGUCUUCCUUGGCCUCCAUUUCCAGCCAGAGAAACCUUUUCAGCCGGCAAGACAACUUUCAUAAGCUCGACUCCAGUUACUUAAAAAGUCGAGGCUUCUAUGGAGUAAAUGAAUAUGAUAAAUUUCACAUGAGAGGUCACGGCUACAAGCCCCAUUUUGUUCCAAACUUUAAUGGGCCACAAAAAAUCCGCCAGUAUCAGCCCAGUGGAAAAAAUGAAAAUUGGAAAAGACACAGCUAUGCUGGAGAACAGCCUGAAACAACUCCAUAUCUGCUUCUCAACAGGGCCCUCAAUCGUGCCAAUAAUCCAUCAAACCACUGGAAAAUGCCCUCUGAUAGCCUAAGUGUUGCCUCAUCAACCCGAGGAGGUUACGUGAACCACCGCCGUGAUCCUGUGCAGAGUUUCGCUGAUCGGCUCGCCCAAAGAAGGACAACCAACCUUGUAGAAAGAAAUUCCAACGUAAGAAGGUCUUUUAAUGGCACAGAUAACCACAUCCGCUACUUGCAGCAGAGGAUGCCAACUCUGGAGCACACGACAAAAUCCUUUCUACGCAACUGGCGAAUUGAGUCCUACUUAAAUGACCAUUCAGAAACACCCCCUGACUCAAAUGGGUCGGCUCUAGGCGACAGGUUUGAAGGCUAUGAUGGAUCAGAGAGCAUCAAGGCCAGCGCCCUUUACUCCCAUUCUCGACUUCGUUCAUCUAUUGUGUUCAAACCAACCUUACCAGAGCAGCAGGAAGUUAACAGCUGUACAACAGGCUCUUCAAAUUCAACCAUAAUUGGCUCUCAGGGAAGUGAGACACCCAAAGAGACAUCAGGUAAUCAGGAAAGCAUCAACCACACCACAGACCCAUCUGCGUCAGAUCUGGACACACAAGUAGAGCCUCAGCCAGAUGUCCUCACAAGAAAUAACCUUCAAGUUCCAAAGGACCACAGUGUUUCAAAUCAUUACACCAAUGGCAAUAUGGACUCUGAGAAGCAUGUGCACCCAAGCUCGGGUGGAAACCAACAGACAGAAAAUCUGAAUCUCCCUCAAAAUGAGACUACCUUAAAACGGCGAAGUUUCCCAAUGUUUGACAACUCAGUGACCAAUCUAGAUAAUGAAGGUAGCAAGCACUAUGUAUACAGUACCUUGACCAGGAAUAGGGUUAGACAACCAGAAAGCCUGCAGGCCAAGGAGGAUUUCCUGAAAGGCUCUAAAAGUAUGCACAAUGUUGCCAACAACUUAGAAGAUGAAGAUAAAACUAAUAAAGAAGACUCUCAAAAUGGACCAACCACCAAGUCAAUUUCUAUUGCGGCUCUCCUUGAUGUCAACAAAGAGGAACCCCACAAAGAGCUGUGUUUAAAGAAAGAAAAUAAAGGCUCCCCGAAUUUUUUGAAAAAGGGUUCCCAAAAACUGAGGUCCCUGCUCAGUCUUACUCCCGAAAAGAAAGAAAAUUUAGCAAAAAACAAAGCUCCUGCUUUCUAUAGACUAUGUAGUAGUUCCGACACUUUAGUUUCUGAAGGUGAGGAGAAUCAAAAGCCCAAAAAAUCCGAGCCCAAGAUAGAUUCACCAAGACGGAAGCGGUCAUCCUCAUCUAAUUCUCAAGGGAGCAUCCACAAGAGUAAAGAGGACAUAACCAUCAGCUCACCUCCGAUGCCCCCAUCUGAUGACAUCACUCAGGUAGGAGCUCCUGUGUGUCCUGUCGAAGACAAGUUCCUGGAAAGUGCCGGAGAUGCUUCUGCUCCAAGAUUCAAUACGGAGCAGAUUCAGUACCAAGAUGCGAAAGAAAUGAAGACAGCUGUGCCUCCUGAAAGAAGGCCACCUGCUCCAUCGCCUUCCAGGCCAAAACCCAGUGAGCUAAUCCGUUCUCGCUCCACUGACAGAAGGGUUUACAGCCGCUUUGAACCCUUCUGUAAGAUAGAAAGCGCAAUUCAUCCAACUAACAACGUGCCAAAUGCCAGUAUACAUCUCACCGAAAUGAAAAGCACAAAUUUGGUUAAUAAUUAUGGCCGGUCUAGUACAAUGCUUAAUUACAAUUCUCCUGUAUACCGCUCUUUUCAACCAAAUGAAAACAAAUUCCGUGGCUUCAUGCAAAAAUUUGGAAACUUUAUACAUAAAAACAAAUGAGAAAGUAUAUCAUUCCAGAUUCAUCAAGAAAAUUCUAAAAUCAUCGUAGCUGUAAAUACUUAACUGGAGAAGACUUUGGAUGGUUCUUGUAAAUUGUUAUUGGGUUUCUUUUAGGUGACAAUAUUUUGGAGUUAAUGUAUAUAUUACCAAUGCAUUUUGCCCCCUGUUCGUAAAGGGUUCACUUUUAUGGAAUAAAGUUAGCGUUGUAUUUAGUCACUGCAGAUACAAUUUGUCUAGAAAAUGUUUUUAAAUCAAUGUUAAUGUUGGUAAUAGUAAUGAAACAAAAUACAUUUUUCUCUAGUAAGAGAAAGUUUCUAGUAAGAUGUAUAACCUAAAGGGGGUAAAUAUGUUUUAGCCACAAACUAAUGUUGUUUAAUAUUUUUUUGGAAAGUGGCCCUUUCAAUCUAUGCAAUUUUCUGGCAUUUAUGUAUCCCCAAAAAGAAAAUAGCAAAAAAAAAGUCAGAACUUAUUAAGUUUCCUUAAUUAGUUUUGAAAAUAUCUGCUAGAGGGUGGGUUGUUACAUUUUAUUUGCAUGUUUUUCGUUCUCCUGCAAAGCAUAUCUAACUGGUUUGGCAGCAAAAAGACAAUCUAAGUUCUAUACCUCACUGCAUAUUUCAUUUUGCCAGAGGUAUUUUAAAAAUAUCAGUUUCCUGGAGGAGGAUUUCAUUUCAGUGUCUGAAAUGAAAAUGAUAAGAAUUUAACUCUUUUUACCUCUGGUCAAUAGCGAAACUUCACUAAUUCACACUGUGGCUCAUCGGGCUUUCCUCAGGCCUAACAGCUAAUGAAGUCAAUAGGCAUUUAGAAAUGUUUUACAAACUUUACUUUGGUUUUUUUUUCUGAAUGUAAAUUUUCAGGAUUUUGGAAAAAAAAAUGACCACGUGGGUUUCCAUUUCAUACAAAUAUCAUGAUGGUACUACAUUCUUUACUUUUGAUGGCCUUGCUCUUCUUUGAGCACAAAUAUACACAAUUUAGUAAUGGAGUCUGGUAGAACGAGCAGGCUGAUGUUCCCAUCUCAGCCCUAUACUAUGUGUAUGACUUUGGGCAGGUCUCUAACCCCUUUGGCCCUCAGUUUCCCAGACUGUAAAUUGGGGGAUAAUAGUGCUCAUCCCAUCCUAUUUCACAGGGAUGUUGUGAGAAUUACAUGAGAUAACAGAUGUGAGGGGUUUGGAACCUAAACAAAAUUUACAAAUACAGUACUCAUCUUGGUGUUUCUCAGUUCAUUGAUUUGCAAGGCAACAACACAACAUUAAGGAGAAAACUCCUAAAACCCAUUCCUUAUAUUUUCUCAAUCAGCUUAGGAAUCACAGCAAUGGAAAGAAAAAUCCCUGUUUAGUAAAGUAACUUAUGUAACCAGGCUUUUCUCUAAACACGGAAUUAAACUGAAUAGGGCAAGACUGAUUAACAGCUUGCCUACAUUAGCAUAUUUGAGGAAUUAAAAAUUAGCUAUCUCUUUUUAGCAAAUAAGGAAAAAAGCCUUCCCCUUGUUAGCACAUAAGUAGAAUUUUGUAAGUACAGACAUGAAAUCCAGACAACCAGAAAUGAAUGUUGCAUCAUUCAUAAAACAAUGUUUUAAACCCUUGCUAUUAAAGUCUUCAUCA
Ornithorhynchus anatinus (platypus) is the source of this 4852-nucleotide messenger RNA. It is a transcript of the gene SACK1B, whose product is annotated as family with sequence similarity 83 member B. Lineage: Eukaryota; Metazoa; Chordata; Mammalia; Monotremata; Ornithorhynchidae. Gene Ontology annotation, biological process: epidermal growth factor receptor signaling pathway. Bases 219 to 3254 code for a protein of 1011 amino acids. The transcript is spliced from 5 exons. Gene Ontology annotation, cellular component: cytoplasm; membrane. The record is from RefSeq and is a predicted model, not a curated record.